This is a messenger RNA of Bursaphelenchus xylophilus (pine wood nematode), 3537 nucleotides long. The record is from the annotation of a GenBank genome assembly. NCBI's taxonomy places the organism in Eukaryota, Metazoa, Nematoda, Chromadorea, Rhabditida, Aphelenchoididae.
AUGCCAAACUCUCAUGUCGUCUCCGGGGUUUUAACCUCAACCGUUGAGACGGAUCAGAUCAAAUUUGGGUUCCUCCAUCGGCGGAAAGGAAUCAAUGAAAAUGCCGGGAAGUUGGUAAGAUUUUAUACUCAUUUUUGAAUUUUUAGGUGUCUUUCUACCUUGUUUAGCUUUUUAAAUAGUAAACUUGCCUUUAUAAGGCCGAAAUCAUGGGUUUUUAUAUUAUCCAUGACAUCAGAUGUCAAUCUCUCGAAUUUAAUCGAUAUUUUUGCAGCUAGUCUACAAUCCUAACUUUCAUUGGUAUCUGGGUAAUCUCCCACUGCCCAUGCCCUCUCGAUACCAGAUUCGACACAUUCUUAAUCGUAUUGACAAUGCCCCGAAGUAUUCGACCCAUCACAUUCGAAGAUACGAUGAAGAUAACCUCCCACAUCCUCGGCCAGUAGUUCAAUUCACCAAGAAAUACUUGGGCAGUGAUUGCAUGUAAGGGGUUUCUUUUGUUUUUCUUUUUUAGGCACAUUUUUGAAAAAAAUUUAUAUUUUACAUGGUGCGUGGAGAAAAUUUAGUCAAAACUUAUUCUUUUAGUGUACAAAGCAUCUGCAAACGAUAUGGAACACGAGUACAAUUCCGGGUAGACACUUUUGGUAUCGGUGACGACAAUUUUUACCUGUGCCGACUGUGCAUUAUUUCGAUAUUAGACAUUCCAAGGCCAAUUCCAAAAGAUUUGCCGAUAGUGAAGGAUAAUGUGGCUGAAUGGAAUUUUACUGGUGGCAUCGUUCAAGUAAGUGAGGUUUACAGUUUUUAUAUUCGAAAUUUAGCCCGAAUCAGAUGAACAUGACUAUGGAUCUAAUGCUGCAUCUACAUCAAAGUCGAAAGUUGUCCAAAUCUUCAUUUCCCAAGGUGCUAUCUCUCUGACGCCGCCAGAAGACGAUGUGAAGACGGAAGGCUUGAGAUACAACUUUGUUCCGUUCAGAAAUACCAAUGGGCUGGCCGUUAAUAAUCGAAAUAGUCGAAUUGUGGUGAGCUGUCGAGACUACAACAAGAAAUCGGUUUAUGUGGAUAGAGGGAAACGGUGCUCAUCGUUGGAAUCGCCGAGAAAUCGAGUCCAGAUUUAUUGUCAAUGCAAAACACCGGUAAAAAUGGAGGUCGAAAUGGCCAAGAGAAGAUGUCAUGGUGAAUAUAAUGCAGGCCCGGAAUCCAGCGAGAAGCAGGCGAAGGUUGCUGAAAAUGUGGAGGAAUUUCAAAUUCUGAUGGAAAUUGACGAAUCCAACGGAAGCUCCAACCAAGAAAUGGGUGACGACAUUGUAAGGAACAAGAUUCCAUAUGAGGAAAUUGAUACCAUUCCGAUAGAUGAAAGUGUCCGCAAAAGGUUGGAGGGGAUGCGGAGAGACAUACGAGCUGAGCGUGUGCUGAAUCCGACGACUUUACCCUCAACUUCAGCGACUCAGUUCCGAGCCCCCUCUCGUGGUUUGGAAAAUUUGAACAGAAAAUUGACCCUGAAGGAUGUGAUCAACAAGAAUUCGGCGUAUUCGAGGGCCCGAUGCAGUCAGGAUCCGUUGACAAAUGGGUUUAAUUUUCGUGGCGUUCCCACAUCUACAAUAUUGUCCAAGAUCAACGAUGCCCUUCAAAAUAUGGCCACGGAAUUGGAGAAGGAUGUCAGAAGAGAUGCGGAUAGCUUGUUUGUGAGAGACGGCCAGAUUUGCCGACAAGGACUGGUGGAAAUCCGCAGAGGCGAAAUUAGUGGGAGCAUUGGCCAUGUGGAAGAUAAGGAGACGACGAAUAAUGGAUUUGUGGAGAUUGAAGAAGUCGAGUCGAAUGAGAUAUUUGAUGAAGAAGAGAGUGGAAGCUCGGCAGGCACAGAGAAACGCGCUAAAAAGCUUAAUAGCAUUGUGAAAAGUUUGAUCGACAAAAAAGGAGAUGGUGAAUGUAGCACAAGUCAAAAAGGAGAGAAGGAGGAAGGAGAACUGCUCUCAGUGAAUGAGGUAGAAAGAGAAGCUCAGAGGGAAAGUUGUGAGCCCUGUAGCAGCGGAAUUUCACGUACAGACAGUAAUUUUUCAAAGGAUAAAUCAUCAAGUGCAAUAUCGGAAGAUGGAAAAAAUAAGGUCCCAGAUAGCGGUACUGGGGAGAAAAUUGAUGAAGAAGCCCAUAAAGCUACUAGCGAAGCAACUGCAAGUAAUAUUUCGCCUGCUACUGAUGAGAUUCCUACCAGCUCAUCUAGUACAAUAUUAGAUGAAGGAUCAGAAAAAAGGCGAGCAGAUGAAACCUCGAUUGAGAAGAAAAUUGAAGAAGAGAGUCACACAAGAAGUGAUGAAAUUAUUAAUACGCCGAAUAAGCUUAUUGUGCAUGAUUUCCCGAGCAAAUUUUCUGAUGUCAGCUCACCUAGUACAAUAUCAUCACAGUGUAAAGAGCAGGUCUCGGAUGGAGAUGUUGCGAUGGAAAUUGAUGGAGAAGGUCAAAAAAUGAGCGAUGAGGGUAGCACUAAUAGUGUUAUUAUCAAUCCGGCUGCUUCUUCCACUAAUAUAUCUACUACAAUAUCACCCGAAGUAUCUCAGACCCAAACAUGCCCAAUCUAUGAUUUCGGGCAAGAAUUUGAAGCCCUUCUCUCAAUCCCCACAUGGAAAUGCCAAAAGACUGGUGAAAUUUUUCGAUCCAGAGCGGACGAUGACUUUUAUCUACUCAAAAACAAAGCUCUAGUCAACAGAGAGACGAAGAAAAAUAGUCAAAUCGAUGGUUCUAGUCAGAAAAAAAAGAAACAAAAGAAAAGAAAAUUGGAGGUGGACCAAGGAACACCGAAAAAGACGGCAAAAGUCGCACCAAUUGGUAGGAAACAAACAAAACUUUGCUAAAAAUCCGAAAUUUUAGCUGAAUUCGACUACCAACCCCCAAAUAUCAACGCUCCGACCAAAGAAAGGUAUGCUGCGGCUCGAAAACAGUUUGUUGGAAUCAUGUCCAACUUCAACACACUAGAAUUGCCAGUACCUGGCAACAGAAAUAUCGUGAAAAUGCGGAAUUUUACGCAUGUUUGGACCGAAAGAUUGCUCCAUUUCGAGCCGACCUUGUACAGAAAAACUGUCGAUGAAAUUGUGUUGAUGGAAGCGGUGAAUGAAAAGGUAAAUUGAUUAGAACAAUGAGCCUGAACUUUGUGAUAUAGUGGCGGACCUGAUUCAGUGUUAAAAAACGUAUUAUUUUGCAUCCGGGAAGUAUCAAAAAAUGUGGCAAAAUGCCUCCCUCUCCAAGUGAAAAAACUUCGUUUUGAAGGGCGCAACCUUUCCCCCAUCAAAAGAUCGGGCGCGCUUUUGAAAUCGGAGUUUUUUUUCACUUGGAGAGGGAGGUAUUUUGCCACAUUUUUUGGUACUUCCCGGAUGGAAAAUGGUACGUUUUUUGCCACUGGAUGAGGUCCGCCACUGUAUACCGUAUUGCAUGUUGCAGCUGAACGAUUUGGUGUACCGCCUGAAACUCAGCCCCGCCGAGAGCGACAUGUUCAUCAGCAGCGAUGAGAUCUCAUUUUUCGAAGCCGCCGCGCGCCCCAGAAGUUUGAAUUGA